AUGUCUUGUUCCGAUGUCUUGUACAUGUUUAGGUGCAUGUUCCUUAUUAAAUGCUACAAAUUCGAUCCAAUUAAGCAGCAUGUAAUUUGUUGGCAGUCGUCAUUACCUCAUUUUAUUUCAUUUGACGUGCGGCGUGCGGUGGUAGUGGUAAAAGGUACGUACCGGGUUUGGUUUAGCGGCGCUGGCGGCACAGUGACUUAGGUACUACCUAUCUUAUCUGGACUGCCCAAGGCGAUUAAGUAAGCGCGUAAGCGGCACUUUAACAAACCAGGCACUUUCAAGCCAACCUUCACGAGAACAUCACCAACCAGAGACACUCCAUCGUCAGCCAAAUCCGCUGCGCCAGUGUACGACGACAGAAAACGGGGAGGAAGCUUGGGCAAAACAAAAACCUUGGUUUCGUCUUCCGUACUUGCAACCGCUUUGACUCGCAAGCCGCGUCCAAAACUCCAGCUUCGCAACUCUGCGGUCUUGCAACCUUGCACAACAUUGCAUUCCUAGGUAUUCAUUGUGACCGUACCUACAUUAUUUAGGUAUUCCACCUGUUCGUCAGACAGGAUUUUACGUAAACCAACAACUACACAACCCUGUUGCCGAAUACCGUACCCAACCUUUUUGAUCGACCCGAAUAGUCGGUCAACCCGCGGUCAUUCGCCACCAUGUCUAACUCGCAGGUCGGCCACGUUUACCAGCAGAUCAUCGACGAUGUCCUCGAAGCUUCGCGAGUCGAUUUCGAGGAAGGCGGCGUGGACGAGGGUGUUUUGGACGAACUGAAGAGGGUGAGUAAUUGGCAUUUUUUCUUGUUUUUCUUUUUCUUUUUCUUCUUCCCUCUACCGCUUCUCCCUUGAGUCGAUCGGCGAUCGGCGAUCAACGAUUAUUAGUGCAUUGUUAUUAUUUCUUUCAUUUGGACGGGGAUUUCCUUAAAUAUUGAAUAUUUGAGGAAUUAUUUUCCGAGAUUUGAUGAGUUGUCGACCAAGCCAUGAUGGGCACUAUUAUAGGCCACUUUACUGUGCUGGUUAUAGGCGAGGCCGAGGUUGGUGAGAA
Messenger RNA from Daldinia loculata, 1044 nucleotides. RefSeq lists its product as uncharacterized. The record is from RefSeq and is a predicted model, not a curated record. The coding region runs from base 660 to 848 and encodes 62 amino acids. Lineage: Eukaryota; Fungi; Ascomycota; Sordariomycetes; Xylariales; Hypoxylaceae. Gene Ontology annotation, cellular component: transcription factor TFIIA complex. The transcript is spliced from 2 exons. Gene Ontology annotation, biological process: transcription initiation at RNA polymerase II promoter.